AACGCAGAGGCAACGAGACAUACCGAUUCUCAAUUGUGUAUCUUUUUGCCAAUCGUCUACAAGUAUGGCGGAGAGUAAAACGCUCUACGACUUCUCUACGAAGAGCCUUACAGGGGAAGUGUUUAAUUUCUCCGCUCUAAAAGGCAAAGUUGUGCUAAUCGAGAAUGUGGCGUCUCUCUGAGGUACGACCACCAGGGAUUACACCCAGAUGAACGAGCUCCACGAACGGUACGCCAGCAAGGGGCUUGUGAUUCUUGGGGUGCCCUGCAACCAGUUCGGACACCAGGAAAACUGCAAGAACGAGGAGAUCCUGCUGUCCCUGAAAUACGUCCGUCCGGGAAAUGGCUUCGAACCCAAAUUUCAGCUUCUGGAGAAGGUCGAUGUGAACGGGAAAGAUGCCCAUCCUCUGUUCGUUUUUCUUAAGGAGAAACUUCCGUUCCCCAGCGACGAACCCAUGUCCUUCAUGACCGAUCCUAAAUUCAUCAUCUGGAGUCCGGUCUGCAGGAAUGACAUCGCGUGGAAUUUUGAAAAGUUCCUCAUCGGGCCAGAUGGAGUGCCGUUUAAACGUUACGGUCGGCGCUACCUCACUAGUAACAUUGAGGGAGAUAUCAAGAAACUUCUCAAUCUGGCAAAUUAAAAUGAAACUGUUUUUAGUAUUGGCUGACAGAGGUACUGUGAAGUUUUAAGGAAUAGCCUAUAAAUUAGGAGGAUAUUUUAACUCUUAGUGGUACUCAUUUUGUAGGAAGUAGGCUACCCGUCUACUUGUUUUCCUAACGUACACGGUGCCUCUGUAAGACAAUACAGUUCCUCUUUCAUAGCAAGCUGUGCUCUCUUGUGCGCGAUGCCACUGUGUUGUGACUGUUUAUUCUAUGAAGAUAUCC
Messenger RNA from Chanos chanos (milkfish), 881 nucleotides. RefSeq names its product glutathione peroxidase 1b (gene gpx1b). Gene Ontology annotation, molecular function: glutathione peroxidase activity. The transcript has 2 exons. Gene Ontology annotation, biological process: hydrogen peroxide catabolic process; response to selenium ion; glutathione metabolic process. NCBI's taxonomy places the organism in Eukaryota, Metazoa, Chordata, Actinopteri, Gonorynchiformes, Chanidae. Gene Ontology annotation, cellular component: mitochondrion; cytosol. The record is from RefSeq and is a predicted model, not a curated record.